Molecule: messenger RNA, 837 nt
Organism: Anisakis simplex (herring worm)
Lineage: Eukaryota; Metazoa; Nematoda; Chromadorea; Rhabditida; Anisakidae
Source: the annotation of a GenBank genome assembly
UUGAAUUUUACAGUGAACGCACAACUAGCUGCUGUGUAUUCUGAUGUGCGUCGGACAGACGAGUGUGAAAACUGGAGUAGUUGGGGACCGUGCACUUGGCCUAGCAAAGAGAACAAGGUUGAAGAGUGGCACAUUCGAUUACGUUGUGUCAACUGCAAUGCGGGAAUGCCUGCACAACUAUCAAGCAGUGUUUUUGAGCAUGGACAUCGCAUACUAUCAUUGAACAGACAUCACUAUGAUACUUUCUCCAGUGUCUACAAGUUUCAGAUGUCAUAUCUGAAUCAAAUCAGUCCAAUAUGUCAACGGCAUUGGUUUUACAAAUAUGUGAAGAGUCAUUACGAGCAUUCGUUGAAUUCAUUCUUCGACUACAUGCGCAGCGUACUGAUUAGGGACCGACCAUGUGGAAUGUGUUCAUACAGACAAUCGUGUGGAUUUGGUGGACGUUCCAAAUGCCACGUCAGUCCAUUCGAAGUUCAAGGUGGACGCGCAAUAAUACCGUUCUACGUUGCUGAACGAGUUUGUAAAGAGAGCGAUCUGAAUGGUAUUGAUCCAAUGGAGAGUUGUGUGGCUAACUACGAUUUAUUAGCAGAGAACGGUGGUGAGUGUCAGUUAUGGCCAACUGAUAAAGUUGAUUUGAGCGAUGUGGAAUCAGCUUUCCGCGAGAAUAUUCGACAACUUAAAUGGUACAAUUGUCUGCCUCAAAUCAGAAGGAUCAACAAAUUGGGCAAGAAAAAGCGUCAGCUAGUGUGUCGAUGUUGUUGUUAUCCGUUUCAACCGAAUCCAGUCACAUUUCGAUGCGAACAAACACCCAACACACCAUCUGCACCUGGCUUCUGA